This is a messenger RNA of Grosmannia clavigera kw1407, 498 nucleotides long. Its product is annotated as duf1690 domain containing protein. The record is from RefSeq and is a predicted model, not a curated record. Lineage: Eukaryota; Fungi; Ascomycota; Sordariomycetes; Ophiostomatales; Ophiostomataceae. The transcript has 2 exons. Bases 1 to 498 code for a protein of 165 amino acids.
AUGGGCUCCAGCGCAUCCAAGCCGGCCUCCCCACACGUGUGGAAGGGCACCGGCCCCCCGACCGUGUCCCAGGACCUGCUCGAGACCCUGCAGUCCAGCACAGAGACCGACACGACCCGCGCCCAAACGGUCGAGCUUCACGUGCAGGCCCGCGUUGCAGAGGAGCUGCGCCGCCUGCAGGCCGAGCAGCUUACCAAGCUCAAGGGUGCUGGGGCUGCCCUUGAGGAAGAGACCGUGGCGAAACCCAUCGACCCCUCGGCUCCCUCGUCCGCUGCCGUUGCCAAAGACAUUGCCGGCCUGCGGGCCCGCCUUGAGGCUCGCCAGCGCGAGGUCAGCCAGCCGCUGCCGGAACCCGUCGAAAAGGCCCGCGGUGAGGUCGUGCGGUGUCUGCGCGAGAACGACCGGCGGCCUCUGGACUGCUGGCGGGAGGUUGCCGCCUUCAAGGACGAGGUGCGCAAGCUGGAGGCGAGCUGGGUGGAGCGGGUGGUGAGGACUUAA